This is a messenger RNA of Hemicordylus capensis (graceful crag lizard), 1344 nucleotides long. RefSeq names its product E-selectin-like. Gene Ontology annotation, cellular component: membrane; external side of plasma membrane. Gene Ontology annotation, biological process: leukocyte tethering or rolling; leukocyte migration; response to cytokine. NCBI's taxonomy places the organism in Eukaryota, Metazoa, Chordata, Lepidosauria, Squamata, Cordylidae. Gene Ontology annotation, molecular function: sialic acid binding; oligosaccharide binding. Bases 75 to 1223 code for a protein of 382 amino acids. The transcript is spliced from 10 exons. The record is from RefSeq and is a predicted model, not a curated record.
UGCCCAUUCUCAGCUAUGGACUUUUGUUACUUAAGAACAGCACUUGCUGGACUUACCAUACUUCAGACAAUAACAUGACCUUUGCAGAUGCUGAGAAAUGGUGUAAAACCAACUUUACACAUCUUGUUACUAUUCAAAAUAAGGAGGAAAUUGAGUUCUUGAAUGAAAGAUUUCCUGAAAAUCAAGGUCAUUACUGGAUUGGGAUAAGAAAAAUUGGCAAUGAGUGGAGAUGGCUUGGAACAAGUAAGAAACUGACUGAAGAAGCUGAAAACUGGGCUGAAGGUGAACCAAACAACAUAAAGAAUAAUGAAGAUUGUGUGGAAAUGUACAUCAAGCGGAAAGAAGAUGCAGGAAAAUGGAAUGAUGAACCUUGUGACAAGAAGAAAGCAGCUUUGUGCUAUACAGCCUCGUGUGAGCCACACCCCUGCAGUGGUCAUGGCGAAUGUGUAGAGACCAUUAAUAAUUACACCUGCCACUGUGACAGAGGAUUCUAUGGGCGUGACUGUGAACAUGUAAUGACCUGCGACCUCCUGACAGAACCAGCACAUGGUAAAUUAGACUGCAACCAUCCUGUGAAGGAUUUCAGCUACAACUCAUCUUGCCAAGUUCAGUGCACAGAAGGAUACAAAUCAACUGGGAUGGAUCCAGUAUGGUGCACUGAGUUUGGAAACUGGUCUGCACCCAUUCCUGAAUGUAAAGUUGUAGAAUGUGGUACACUGCAGACUCCUGUUGAUGGCUUCCUCAACUGUUCCAGCCCACCUGGACAUUUUGCCUGGAAUUCAUCCUGCGAGUUUGCCUGUAGAGAAGGAUUCCUCUUAAAGGGCUCCAGAAGGCUUCAGUGUGGUGCAUCUGGAGAGUGGGAUAGAGAGAAACCAGAAUGUGAAGCUGUGCACUGUGGAAUUCUGAAGGCCCCUGAGAAUGGCUUCUUGAAUUGUUCAAACUCAGAUGACUAUUUUGCCUACAAUACUAUCUGUGAGGUCAGCUGUAUGGAACGAAGGGUGUUGAAGGGUUUCCAUCUACUCAAGUGCUUGGCUUCAGGAAACUGGACAGCAACGGUUCCCACCUGUGAAGCUCCUCAGGCUGGAUGGGACUUUGUGAGUUAUUUAUCCAUUGGAGCAACAGCCUCCUUUCUGUCAGUAGGAUCAUUCCUUAUCUGGCUCAUAAAGCGGCUUCGAAGAAAAGCAAAAUUUAGUCCUGCCAGUUGCCAGAAUCUUGAUUCAUGAGAUAGUUUCCAAAGCUCCAGUCACCUGAUCUAACUCAAUCGUGUAAGCUACAGAGGGAUUUGAAGCUAUCUUCACCAAUGUAUUUGAAGAAGGAAAAUGAAGAGUGAGCAGAAGUCAGGUC